Molecule: messenger RNA, 819 nt
Organism: Cyphellophora attinorum
Lineage: Eukaryota; Fungi; Ascomycota; Eurotiomycetes; Chaetothyriales; Cyphellophoraceae
Exons: 2
Coding region: 1-819 (272 amino acids)
Biological process (GO): proteasome-mediated ubiquitin-dependent protein catabolic process; regulation of proteolysis
Cellular component (GO): cytoplasm
Molecular function (GO): ubiquitin protein ligase binding
Source: RefSeq, a predicted model, not a curated record
AUGUCCAAUGCCGGCACCGAAGUACCUGCUUCGCCCAUCAUUCCUAACAGUGUGGUCUUGCAGUGGCUAGAAACCGGCAAAUAUUCCGACUUCGUGGUACGAUGCAAAGAUAAGGUGUUCAAUCUACACAAGUCCAUCCUUGCCUCCAGAUCCGAGUACUUCCGGGCUGCGAUCGAUGGUGGAUUCAGAGAGAGCUCAGACGGAAUCAUGACUAUUGAGGAAACCCAUCCCUGCGCGCUUGCAGCCAUUGUGGCUUUUCUCUACACUGGAAAAAAGAAAAUAUCAGAACUCAUUCAUCUCAUCAUUUCAAAUUCAUCCAACUUCCCGGUCCGAUUCUCAGAACAAGAGAGAAUGCGUGUAGGCAAUAUGACAGGCUUCCUGGACAUCUACCAGCUCGCAGAUCUCAUGAUGCUGAGCGAGCUCAAGAUCGCGAUGCAAAAGGAAAUAGGUCGCUUUUUGUUCGAAAACCAUCUGAACAUGUUCGAGUAUCAUGUGCGGCUCAUCUAUGAGACUCUGCCAGAGACCGACGGUAUGGCUCGUCCUCAGCUGACCACUGCGAUCGUUAGAGACCCUGCUUUGUCUUUCAAUAGGUCGCUAUCGGGAGCAGCCAAUGUCGAAGUCGAGCACAUUCUCGACAUAGCACGAGAACACGACCCGGUGGGGGUGACUCAGGCGAUGAAUCUGCUCGCAAGCCUGCGCAGAGAUGGGCAUACUCCUAGACACUACCGCCUUCAAGAAGUCCACUACCACUAUCAGGAGCUUCCUGCUUUCGAAGAUGAUGAGGACGACGACGAUAUGGGCUUCGGGCUGUUUGAUUAG